AAUAACUACGCCCUGGAGUCUCUUGCUGUUUCCGCCGCCGAGUUGUUGGGAUCCGAGCCCGUCGUCUGAACAUCACUUCCGCUCGUUUCUUCUUCUUGGACUGCAGCUCUCAAAAGCGCGGUAAUCAUAAUGAUUCUCUGGAAUCUCGUCACUCUUUUCUCUCUGGCGGCCGAUGCGUCGCCGGUUGCACUUGUUCAGUCCAGCGGGAGCGGGGAGGAGUCGCAGGCGUUGGCGCUUCGCCAAGUCACCAUCGACAAAUGUUCUCCCUCAUCGCCAGAUGGAAUCCAGCCGGAAUGCUGGCAGGUCUUGGAAGUGAACAACCACCUGAACGACUGGUGGUCCAAGAACUCUGAAAGGUGCAAAAAGCAAAACAAAGGGUUUUCCCAAUGCUACUUGGACACGGCGGGGCUGAUCACAUGGAGUUGUGACUUCAUCUCCCUCAACGCAUGCACUCCGCCACCCAGCGGGCGAGACGACGAGUACGCCUCUUAUCAGGAAUUCUAUGUUAUCUGGAACAUUUACACGAUCAAUCUCUUCUGGACCAACUAUCACCAGGCGCUUAUGCAAGGCCAGGCAACUGCCAUCGGUGCGGUGGCCGAGAUUGUCAAAGUCGUUGCCCCUCCAAAGACCAAGAAUGCCAAGACGCCGCUCUUUGCUCCCAUCUGGGCCAUCACAACUGGCCAGCUAGCUAUGAUAUUCCCUCCCCUCGGCGCUUACGUGUAUACGAGCAUGGCUCUCGCUUCUGUCAUAGGCGUUCUCGGCGGUGGUGCUGGUUUGGUCAACCUGUUGUUCCCCCCAAAGCAGGUUAACCCAGUUCCGUGGGAAGGGCUUUCGGCCGCUUUGUCCGAGCACGUGAACGAAUACCAAAAAAACGUCGGGGUGGCUUUGACUGCUAUCCAAACCGACUUCGAUAAGUUCUACGCCAUGACUUCGAAUGGCGGCUUCAGUCAAAAAUUCAGGACAAAUCUCCCGGAAAAUACCGACUUCAUGUAUCACAACCUUCUCAAGUGGACCCUCAACGAGGCGCUUCAGCAGAUGGACUACUUUGUCGUGAAGAAUCCCGGCGUUGAUCCGCGCAAGAUCCCGAUCGAUCCGUACGACUGUACUAAUCUGGACCAAUUCAAUACUUGUGGCCCAAUUUGGUACGAUGGUAAAGAUUCCUACGGUCUUGCUAGAGCCAAUGACAUCGGCAUGGAUCGCAUGAAGGAGAUCUUGGACGUCGCCUUCGCGAAGAACUGGACCACGCCGCAUGAGCUGUACAUCGACUCACAGUCGUGCCGCGGGAAGAACGGCUCCGAGGCGUUUGAUGCCAAGGACCUGAUGCUGAGCUGCGUGUCCAACCUCCCUGUGUGCGAGUUCAACUUCGAUUUCAACCCGUUUGAGGUAAUGGACACCCGGUACAACCCACCGCAGUUCACGAAUUGCCCGAACAUGAGGGGGUAUGGUACUCCUAACAUGUGGAGCAACGAAGCUGGGGUUCCACUUACGUACCUGGGUCCCUUUUUGAUGGUCGACGUGAUUUACAACGAGAAGCAGGGCUGAUUCAAGAUGUAUCGCGGCGGGGCUACCAGAUUGGAACACGUCUGACGAGGCAUUCGGUGUUGUAGGAUAAGCAGAAAGGACACGACUCGGUCAACGAUGUCAAAUCAUCUUGGAACUUUGGGAAACCCACGAGCGGCUGUGCGGGAAGUUUGGUAGCAGUCGAAAACUGCAUGGAACUGAACCUAGCGCCCGCUUGUAUUCAAAGACACAAUGUCUUAAAAACAAAUACAGUUGACUAAACGAAACGACUCGAAAUACCUCUUGAAUAGAUAGUUUCCUAAUGGUACCGAAG
Colletotrichum destructivum is the source of this 1834-nucleotide messenger RNA. RefSeq lists its product as uncharacterized. NCBI's taxonomy places the organism in Eukaryota, Fungi, Ascomycota, Sordariomycetes, Glomerellales, Glomerellaceae. The transcript has 13 exons. The coding region runs from base 130 to 1542 and encodes 470 amino acids. The record is from RefSeq and is a predicted model, not a curated record.